AUGACGACCGGCUCCAGUGUGCGCGCUGGAGUCUCUCCCGCCCCCUCGCCCACGCCCACACCAACUCCCACUCGCACUCGCACUUCCACUCGCAGCCAUGGCCGCAGUGAUACAUCGCCCGACAGCCCGCAGCAGCCCAACAAGGCGCCCGCGACGGGUGUGCAGGCCGCUGGUAUGCGUGCCGUAGCUGCUCGCAUGGUCGCCUUUUACUUUCGAGCCCCUGUCAAGGCCUUUUUCCGCGGUCGCAUCGACUACAUGGGCUAUGCGAGGGCCAUCAAUCCUUAUGUCGCUGCCAACGCAAGCUGGUCGUGGAGGAUGACUACGCCUGCCGUCCUGGCGCAUGCCAUACGCACGAAAGGAUGGGCCUUCAUACCGAACCAGGUGCUACCGCCGUUGAUGGCCAACACUUGCAUCGGUGCAGUCCUCUACACGGCCUACCUCCACAGCCUCUCCUCGCUGCAUGAACCCUCCUCCUACCAGACCAAGCGCAUCUACCCCCCACCAUCUCCGUCAGUCACCUUCACUGCUGGCCUGAUAGCAGGCGGGUUUCAGUCUAUCGUUGCCGCACCCUUCGAUGCCCUGCAAACCCGCUUCCGCACCGCCGACAUCCUCGAUGGCAGAUACAAGACCAUGUGGCAUUUUGCAGGCCACAAGCUGCGUUCUCUCGGUCUACAGGGCAUAUUCGCAGGCUGGACUCUGAGUCUCUUCAAAGACGCUUUCGGCGCCGCAGUCUUCUUCGGAACCUUUGAGACUGUCAAGAGUCAAGCAUAUUACGAAUACGUCACCCAUUACUACGGCAGUCGGACGCGUGACGCCCUAGUCGAGAAAGGCGCUCAGUACCACGGCGACGACGAUGACCGGCCUGUCAUCAAGCCCCAUUUCGCCUUGGAGCCUGCAUUUCUCCUCUUGGCAGGCAUAUCUGCGUCCAUCACCUCGCAACUCAUUCAACAUCCCCUCACCGAGAUCCAAGAGGUACACUACCGCCGCCUGGAAGCCCUCGACUUCCAGGCACUCCAAGAGAACAAGCCUUCGCAAAUCAUGCGCCGAUACUACCACGCCUAUGAGGAGACCUUUGCCCAGUGCAAGAUACUAGCCAAGAGAGCUGGUGGGUGGAGAAGAUACCUCUACAAAGGCUUCGUCAUGGGCACCAUUCGGCAGGUGCCGAGUACAAGCGCUGGCUUGAUCGUGUUUGAACUCGUUCGGCGGAAGUAUUCGUGGGAAGGCGAGGAGGUCAUGAUCAACAAAGAGGAUGCAAGAAUUCUGCUAAAUUGA
Dothidotthia symphoricarpi CBS 119687 is the source of this 1272-nucleotide messenger RNA. Its product is annotated as mitochondrial carrier. NCBI's taxonomy places the organism in Eukaryota, Fungi, Ascomycota, Dothideomycetes, Pleosporales, Dothidotthiaceae. Gene Ontology annotation, molecular function: L-ornithine transmembrane transporter activity. The record is from RefSeq and is a predicted model, not a curated record. Gene Ontology annotation, biological process: mitochondrial L-ornithine transmembrane transport. The coding region runs from base 1 to 1272 and encodes 423 amino acids. The transcript is spliced from 2 exons.